AUGUACAAUUUGAUGAUGAGCACGCCGCCUGCGAAAAAGGUUGUGGACCAUGUGUAUUGCCUGAGCAGGUUUGUCGACAUGGACCAGAAGGUGGAGUUUGCGCUGCCGAAGAAGACGCCGCUUGACAAGUUGUUGAAAGAACAGUUGUUCAACAAGAUCAAUCCGGAUGUUAUUUUCGUGGUGGGCAACCAGGCGUUCGGCUGCCAUGGCGUGGUGAUGCGACACUUCUGCGAGCUGUAUGCCAAUUGCCUGCCCACGGGCAUGAUCGUCAGCUUGCCGCUGGCUAAGAUAACGCCGGAUGGCUUUUACCUGGCCUACGAAUCGAUGCUGCUGGAGGAGUUUUAUUCCCCGCGUGGCAAGCUGCUGGAGUUACUGCAAGCUGCGCACUAUUUGUUCAUUCCGCGGCUGGUGAGCCAGGUGUUCAGAUGCCUCGGCGAUCGGCAAAUCUACAGCGAAAUGGAUGCUUUGGCGACCUACUUUGAGGCGAAGAAACAAAAAAGAUGGGGCAUCGCCAAGCUAAUGCUGACUUGUGUCCACAAAUAUUUCUUGCCACUCGUCUGCACGGACGAGUUCCGUGAGAUGGAUGUAAAGUGCUUAUGCAAGCUGCUUACAUCAGACAGCCUGGCCGUUCAGCAGGAGAUCGAGGUGUUCUACUCGGCGCUGUAUUGGAUAUAUUCAGACUACGAUAAGCGCAAGCACCACGCAAACGUAGUGCUUAAAACGGUGCGAUAUGUGCUAAUGCCGCCCCUAUUCCUGUUGACUAUCGGCGCCCAUCUGCACGAGCUGACUCCGAGGGUAUCCGACGAGCUGCUGCCCCACUUGCACAAGGCCAUGUUAUUCCAGCAGAAGGCGGGCUUGGGCCUCAUCGACGAGGACGAAAUACAGAUACGGCAUCGCUGCUGGAUUACCGAUCCGGCUUGCUUCUACCAAAACAAGGAGAUCAUGCUAAAGAGGAAUUCCAUAUUUACUCCAAUUGACUUCAUCACCUAUCUGGACAAGCUCGACUGCGCCGCCUCGUUCCUGAAUCGCAUAAAGGAGAACUAA
Messenger RNA from Drosophila hydei, 1044 nucleotides. RefSeq names its product kelch-like protein 25. NCBI's taxonomy places the organism in Eukaryota, Metazoa, Arthropoda, Insecta, Diptera, Drosophilidae. The coding region runs from base 1 to 1044 and encodes 347 amino acids. The record is from RefSeq and is a predicted model, not a curated record. The transcript has a single exon.